Messenger RNA from Apis cerana (Asiatic honeybee), 6093 nucleotides. RefSeq lists its product as uncharacterized. Lineage: Eukaryota; Metazoa; Arthropoda; Insecta; Hymenoptera; Apidae. The record is from RefSeq and is a predicted model, not a curated record.
CAAUAAUUAAUCAUAAUAAAUAAAUAUUAUAUGCAAACAACAUUAGUUAAUAUCAACAAUCUAAGCAAAAAGAUAUGAAUACAUAUAAAUAACAAUAAAUCUUAUAUUUGAUUGAAUUUGUUCAUCAAAAAUAUAAAUCUUUUUUUACACUGGAACAUAUACGCCGUAUUUAAACAUUUUUUAAGCGUAUAUUAUAAUAUUAAUCUCUAAUAUUCACCAAUUAUAAUAAAUUUAAUAAAUUUUUUUUUUUUUCGUUUCGUUCAAAAAGUGAAUUCGAAGUCAUGUGUACGCGCAAUUAAUUUGAUUACAUCGUAAUGACAGUAUAAUGGACAGUAGGCAACGGAUACACGUUCAUAGGAGCGGAAGUCAAGUACACACAAUCAGGAUCGGAAGUAAUUCCAGCGGUCGAACUCUGUGAUGGUAUUGUUAGUCGAUCUGCUGAAUAAUAAUUGACAUUCGGUAUAUUUACAUUGUACGAUCGCAAAGUGUCAAUAUCUUUCCGGAUGGGAUGGAAACGUCACUCGGUAGCUUUAACUCCGUGACAUGGUGUUCGUUCAGUAUUUGUCGUGAAUCUAUGCCCAUGACUUCAUCGUCGUUCCAGAGAGAAUGGGCUGUGCACCUAGCAGAUCAUCGUGCAAAAAGGGUGGUAUUCGAUUAAUGGCCACGAGGCUUACUUUCACCAAAGGUCAGCUGUGCAAUCUGAACACAUACUUCCGUAAACUGGUCGACGAGGCUGAAAACGACGUUUCUAACGCCUUUGCGAUCGAAGCUACCGUGGAAAAAUUGGUUCAACGUUUAAUGCGGGGCGCAAGCGAUCUCGAUCGAAGAUUCUCGUCCAUGUUCCUCGUCUCGUUGAACGAGCCACGACGAAUAAAGCGACUCAAGUUCGAGUAUCUUUUACGGAUAGAUGCAUUAUCGGCCUCGAGUUCAAAUCCCGAGCAAGAAUUCGGUUCGAGCGUGCGCGUCGAGGAGGAUGCAUCUUUACCAGGCUUUAUUCAUUUAAAGAUACUUGGGAUAGGUGCUAAGGAAAUUUGGAGGGAAUACGUAGACGUUGCGGGAAGGUUGAGAAGGGAUCUCGUAAAAGCGAGAUUGGCAAAUUUAUUAGCCACAUCUAUCAAACAAGAUACCGCCACCGAUACGGAAGACGACAGAAUUUGCGUUUCACCUGGUCAAGUAGUCGAGGCCGAUAUCCUCGAUAAGAUAUUGAAACAGCCGGAUCAUUGCCGGAUAUUCUACGGGCCAGGUAUUUCGGACGAAUCAUUGCCGAGGAGGCGUGAUCGAGUGGCCAUGAUCGAAGACAGCGAAGGGAUAUUGCUGAGAAUCGGCGUGGACGGUGUCAAGUCUCGCGAGGUCGAGGUUAGACUGUUAAUCGGGAUCGGGUUGUCGUCGUGGCCCUGUUUAACGGAUUAUCCUCAACGAAUACCCCUCUAUCAUUGCGAUGCUCUCCUUCAUUACACCGCAGCGCAAAGCGGUAUGUACGCGGUGGCCGUUGGCCCGUGUUCCGGCGCACGUUGCGAGAACCGAGCAACCCUCUGGAGGGUACGUGUCCCGGCAGCCGAGAAAAUUAUGAGCCAGCACUACGCCUCCGACAGCGUGCCUUCCCUCACCGAAUCCGUGCUCCUCGAAAUUUUGUACCAGUUACGAGAAGGGCGCAGUUUGAAUUUAUCCACGAAGCCGAAGGUGACGCGGGGAAACGGUGCACCAGAGGUGCGUUUACGAGUAAUUUCCAGACACAUAUUGAGAACCGUGCACCGUUGGAGGCUGGAAAGGGGUGGGCCGGAUCCGUUGACGAGCUGGGCGCCGGAUACCCUCUCGCGUCACGUUCUAUUAGCGUUGGACGAGUUGGUCGCCGCUCUGAAAUGCCAGAACUUGAGGUGUUACCUUUAUCCGCGCUGCAACGUGAUGCUGCAAUGCGUGAGAGGUGGGACACCGCAUCGAGAAGAUUCUUACGCCUCCGAUUGCCGUUCGUUGGAAUCUUACUUGGAAGCGCUUCAUUCUUACUCCUUCUCGAUAACGCGUGGCGUUGCCAGGCCCCUCGACCUCAUGGAGAACGAACUUAUCGCUAGAUGGCGCGAGAUCAUCGCCUCGCCGCACGGGAGAGGAUCGAGCAUCGACGAUUGUCACGGAUACAGCGAGAGGCAAUUCGGCUAUCUGACCACGAUCGUGGGGCAAGCUUUGGCCGCUAGGGAAGCUUUGUUACAGGACAAUUCGGAUAAUCGCAGUUGCUACUCGAACUUGCCGGAACUAUCGUAUUGCGCCACGGAACAGGUGGAAAGUCUCGUGUUCCUGUUGAGGCUGGUCUCGACGCAGGCUUGGGAUCAGAUUCACCCGGCAACGGAACGAAACAUUCGAAUCCACGAUCACGGUUGCGCGAGGAGGAAGAGGCAUUGCAACGCGACCAGCCAAUUCGACUACUCGGUUGGACUUUUAGUCGAUGCCGUUAGGAAGGAUCGAGAAACGGUUAACACGGAUUUGGAGUCGACGCCUGUGAUGACCAAGAUGCUUCUACACUGGCUACACUUCGGCAUGGAGAACGAUCGAAAGAUCCUCGACCCUGUUCUACGUCCGUAUUUGAACGAUCUUUUCAACGGUACGCGUGAGCACGGUUGGUUGGCCACCUCCUGGAAGAGGAGGGAAGAACUUUACCGGGGUGAGAUGGGAUCGUUGUCGAUGUUCUGCAAAUCUGUCGUGACGGAGGAAGUUACACCCGGCAUCGGAAUCGUGGAUCAUUUGUCCAAGGGGUGGCGUUGGGCCGAAAGUAUGGCGGGGAUGAUCGAACGUUCGGGGAAUUCUUUGCGGCUGAUUUUCCUUCCCGGAGACAGAGCGAUCAAAUUCGAUCUAACGUUCGCGGGGAACAAAGGGCCCAGCUCGUUCUCAACGUGGAGCAAGGUUAGAAGUGUCAGCACGAUCGCGAGGAGGAGGAGGAGCAUAUAUUCCAGAGCCAGCGAGUUAUUCGAUUCCCUGACGGGAUCGCAAAGAGCGCCUGACUACAAUAAUGGGGUUGCAGGACACAGGGAAUUGAGGGAUGCCAGCCCUUUGACGUAUGUCGCGUCGAUGAGCAGAUCUCGAGCUCGCCACCGCGGCCCCGGCGAUCUAAUCUCCGCCAUAGUCUCCCUCGGCAAGUUCAGGAUCGUGCAAGAAGCGGCCGCCUUUUUGCCACGAGAGGAGCGGGUGGUCGUGUUGGACGCGGUGCAACGCGUGGCCAGAGAAUUCUCUCGUCGCUCGAGGAAGACCGGAAGCGUGUACACAUCCGACUCGCCGAGGCAGCUUUACAGACCGAGGCCGGAGACGGAUCUCUUGGAUUCGCGGCCCCCACGGCCAUUAUCGCCGGAAAUAAGGGAGCGGCGAAUCAUCGCCGAGCAUCAAAAGCAGCUUGAGAAGGAGAUACAAGAAAUGCACGACACUUUGAUACGCGACGCGUUGAGGAGGCAGUUUUCUUCUUGCAACACCUGGGACUCGAAUUCGUUGUCCUCUUUCAACUCAUCGAUAGAUUCCAUAAUGGGGACGAUCACGUUAAGGAGAUAUCGCACUCCAAUUUGGGAUGCCAUUAAAGGGAAUUCGCCGGUUCGGUCGAGUUUACGCGAAAAGCAUAACACGGACAAAGGCAAAUUCAACACGGAGAUGAUCAGUCGAGAGGAGUCACCGACGUGGAGCACAGCUCGAAGGAAGGAAUUGGACUACGCCGAGUCGAAGAAUGAGAACGAGGAAUUGCCAUCUUGGGACGCGCUCGAGGCUACUCUGAAUAGAAGGCUGUGUAAUUACGCCUUGCCAGAAUCCUUGGACGAAGGUGUUGGGGAAAAAUUACGUUACGAACGAACCACGCAGGAAUGAUUCCCCCGUGGAAAAUCACCAUCCGGCGAGGAAAAUGGAGAACAGGCUUUUACCAUACGUUGUGUUGGAGAUGCGUCGUGCGUUCAUCGAUUGCGACGCGAUAUCCAAGCUGGAACGAAAAACGUCGAUGAAUCGAAUUUGCGUCUCGACUAUAGUUUGCCCGCUUUUGGAAAGUCGUCAAAUAAACGUUUCGAGUAUAUUUGGUAGGAAGAUGCUUGUAUCGGGGCUUGUUCAUCGAUGAAACUCGUCGAUGGGAAACUUAAUUCUCGCAGACAACGAGUAACUUCACGCCUCUCGAAAGUGCUCUCGUUUACUCUCGUAAGUACAUAACGAUUACACGGUGACUGUAAACCUCUCGUAAAACUCGAUAGAUAGGAAUUGCGACAUCGGUUUAAAUUUUAAUCCACGCUCGAAAAUGAUUCAGAUCGCGAUUUCAACAAUUCCCUCCCUAUCGAAUUUUCGAAGUGAUUUUUAUUUUUCCUUAUAUUUUUCGUUAAUUAAGAAAACAUCCACGUCUUCGUAUUUUUUUCUCCCCUUUCGGAUCAACGUGGACCGAUUUUAACGAAUACCGACGAGAGUAAAAUUCCCUGGCAAUCUCCUACCUUCCAUCAAUCCUCGCCACCUACUCCGUGAUCGUACAUUUUUAUUAAAGGUCCCUUAAUAAAGCUUCCUUAAGAAGUCUCUCUCCCAAGGUAUUUUUAUUUAUUACGCCGAAAUUGUCGCGCUCCUUGUUGCGUUGCGAAAGGAAAAUAUUAUACACGUUCGGGUCGUGUUUGGCAAAGGUUAUUUGAUCAAUUACAUAAAUAGAAUAGUCGAGUGUCUCUAACACGUGGUCGAUAUAUCCUUUUCUCUUAUUCAUUCGUACGUUCAGUUCGUUUAUUCAUAACCGCGAUUUAUUUUACUCGCUUACUUUAUCGAUUAUCGCCAUUUACUUUUUUCGAUUAUCGCUUUGCCGGCGCGUAUAAAUCAGCAUAUCGGCGUAUUCAAUGGAAGAAAUUUUUUAAAAUAGUUGUUUCGAAACGAGAUUCGACGCACGGGAAAGUUCGGCUCGGUCAACGAUUUAACACGAAUUUGGGGAAACGCGGAUCGAGGGUAAUUGGAAGUAGACAGACAGAGGUUCUCUAUGAGGCCGCGUUUCGAUUAACUAAAUGUAAAAAAAUAUGGGUUUGCCAACGGCCACCUAAAUUGCCAAUUAAACUCGGUGGAAUGAGCAACAUUGUUGGAGCACUAUCGAUGAGCGAUUGACCUUCCACCCACGUGAACUCUAAUCGCGUGAAAUUUCACUGGGGAAAGCUUGAAAUUUGUUUUAACACCCUCCACCCCCUUUUUUCCAUUCUACGCGAUACUUUGAAUAUACGAUCUAAACGAAUAUAUUACAAAGAUAUACAUAUUCAUAAAUGUUGACCUCGAAUAACUACGAUCCCCUCCCACGAUGUAACCUUCCCCACAAUUAACUCCUAAUUCUUCUCCUCUUCUCCAGACCGCUUUCACAAUUGGCGAAUCGAUCGAUCAAGUGCGCAGCGUGACGAGAUACGAGUACAAACAACGAGUACAACGAUGCGUUGUAUCCGUCCUCGAUCGUCACAAGAUCGGGGAGGGGGAUGCAUCGAUUGAAUUCGAUAAGAAGAGAUAAGAAACGGAGCAGCGUGUUCGAUGUUUGGCGGUCAAAGGGUAGGCUGAGGAAGGAGGGCUGAAAAGAAGAAAGGGAACGAGAAAAAUGGAAGCGGGAGCAUCGUCGUCGUCGUCGUCGUCGUCGUCGUCGUCGUGGUAGUCCUGGAGGGUAGUAUAGUAGGCGGGGAGGGGGUAGUGUUGGUUCGGCCGGGCUGCUUCCGUGUAUUCCGGGGGUGGUUUUGGUGCGCGCGCGCACCGGGGUUGCGCCGUGGUUUCAUCUCAGUUUCGCAGCCUCCCUUCCGCGGUCCGCAUCAACUCUGUCGUCGUCGUCGGCGCAGAGGUGUGUCGCCUUGGUGUCCGCGUUUUUCCGCGUUCUAUCUCGCGUUCCACCUCGCCUUGGACGGCCAGCCAUCCCCAGCGUUUUCCAUCUCUCGGACCGGGGUUGGGAUAAAUUUCUUUUUCCUCGGAGUGCGGAGGGGGGGGCUCGAGAAGUGAGAAAUAAAACACCUGUCUUCGUGCGAACAUUCACUAUGUAACCGUGCUCGUAGGUGAUCACGCGACCACCACUCGCAGGACGAUGGUGCGCGAUGCGGAUCCAGGUCCCGACGCGUGUAACCUGGUAAGCGAAUAAUAAUAAUUUUCUCGUCCCGA